AUGACGUACGAUUUCGAAACUUGCUUUUGGGAUAAAGAUGACAAAGGUGUCAAUGUAUUACUAUCACAUAUAUCUGCAGGUAUAAAAUCGUGUGAUACCAUGAUUACUUUCUUUAAACAGAAAUGUGAAAUUGAAAAAGAUUAUGCAAGAAGAGUUGGUGCAAUCAAUGAAAAAUUGAAUAAAGAUUUGAAAAUUAAUGUAGAAUUUGGUCAAUUAGCUGAAUCAUUUAAUUUAUUAUAUGAGACUGAAGUCUCCAAGGCACAAUCUCAUUCUAAACAAAGUGAGUUGAUUUAUAGACAAAUUUUUAACGAUUUGAAAGAUUUCACUAGUGAAUUGCAAGCAAGGUAUACUACAUUAAGUGGGAAAAUUGAAGGUUUGAGGUUGGAUAAAUUUAAUAAAAUGAAAGGUUGUGAAGAUCUUACACAAAGAUUAGAAAAAGCAGAGAUUAGAGUAAGGGAUUUACAAUUGAAUCAAAAUAAUAUUAUUGGAUCGAAAAGAGUGGAACAAAAUAAAAGGGAUUUAAUUAAAUGGGAAUCAAAUACUCAAGAAAUUAAAAAUCAAUUAUCCCUUUUGAAACAAGAAUAUAAAGCUUCUAAAAAAUAUUGGCUUCAUGAAUGGGCUGGAUUAACUAUUGAAUUCCAAAGAAUGGAAACUGCUAGAAUUUCAUUUUUACAAUCUAAAUUACAACAAUAUUUACAAACGGCAACGGAAACAAGUUUAUUAGAACAAACUAAAAUGGAAAUAUUAAAUAAUAAAUUAAUGAAUUUCGCUUCCAAUGAUGAUAUUUCAAAAUUUUCAAGUGAAUAUGGGACAGGUAGAUUGAAAAAGGAAAAACGUUCAAAAAAUAGAGAAACAAGUUCCCAUACUAAUCAUACUGUUAAAGAUACUACUCAACUGAGGAACUCAACCCAACCUAAAAGGAAUUCGCUAAACAUAUCUAACAUCAGCAACUCUAAAAGAGAAUCCUAUAUUGAUAAUAUCAGAACACUUUCUUCUCAAAUUCAAGAAAGUGUUAAUAGUAAACCUAAAAUUACACAAAAUCUGAAUAAUCUAAUGUAUCAAUCAUUGCAAGAAAAACCAUUACCAAUUCCUGUGGAAAAAACAACAAUAAAUGGUCAAAAAUCAAUAACAGAUAAUGAUGAUAAUAAUAAUAGACCAGCAACGCAAAUUACUGAAACGAUAAAACUAAGACAGGACCAACUUUCGAAAGAUACACCUAGAGCAUAUAAAGAAAUUGUAAUUGAUCUCGAAGAAGAAAGUGAGAAAGAGAAGGAGAAGGAGAAGGAGAAGGAGGAAGAAAUAAUUAAAAAUAACAAAAUGUCAAUAUUACCAUAUAAUAAAGCAAGUAGACAUACAAACUCUCUCACAUCAACUGAGAUUGAAUCAAAUUCUGUAUCACCUUCAGCUUCCACUUCAUCUGGAUCAAAUCCAACAGAUUUUACAACACAUGUGAAAAACAAACAAAGUAUUGAUUCAAUGACCACAUCUGUAAGUACAAUGGCAUCAACUAUUGAUGAUUCUCAACGAUUUGCUAAAUCAUGGAAUUCGAUGAAUAGGAAAAGAAAAUCAAUCAGUUAUCUACAAUCUCUAUCGAAUUCAACUUCGCCUACUUCUUCAUCUUCAUCCCCUCCUAUCGAUAGAAGGAGUACCUUCCUUGAACAACAACAACAACAAGAAGAAGUAAAGACAAAUGAACAAGAACUCAGAAAUGUCAGUAGUACAAAUUCAAUCAGAAUAAAUCCAAACAUAAGACAAUCUCAAAACAUUGAAAAAGUUCCUGACCCAUAUAGACAAUCAUUAAUAUCAGGUCAUUCUGAAUCAAUACAGAGAAAAGACCCCCAGACUGAUACAUUGGGAAAAGGCCAGAUUAAUGAUAAUGGUAUAAUAAUAACGUUACCAUUGACAACGAGGAAUGGUGAGCAUGUUAUCAAAUAUGCAAAAGCGUUAUAUCCAUUGAUGACAGAUCAAACAAGUACGGAAGUUAUAAAUUUCGAUACAAAUGAUUAUAUCUUAAUUAAUGAAGUUAUUAAUGAAAAUUGGUUUAGAGGUGAAGUUUAUGAUAAUGAUAGAAUACCUGAAGAUCGUCGUUCUGGAUUAAUACCCUUCAAUUUUAUUCGUUUGUUAUCGUGA
Naumovozyma dairenensis CBS 421 is the source of this 2130-nucleotide messenger RNA. It is a transcript of the gene HOF1, whose product is annotated as formin-binding protein HOF1. Gene Ontology annotation, biological process: cytoskeleton organization. Gene Ontology annotation, molecular function: protein binding; phospholipid binding. Bases 1 to 2130 code for a protein of 709 amino acids. The record is from RefSeq and is a predicted model, not a curated record. The transcript has a single exon. NCBI's taxonomy places the organism in Eukaryota, Fungi, Ascomycota, Saccharomycetes, Saccharomycetales, Saccharomycetaceae. Gene Ontology annotation, cellular component: mitotic actomyosin contractile ring, proximal layer; cell division site; cytoplasmic side of plasma membrane.